CUCCACCCCCUUCUCCCGCAACCUACCUAGCUCGACGCCGCCCCACCUGUGACAAGGACCACCACGCUUCUCCUUCACAACCCUCGUCAUCGCCACAGUAUAGAAACCUGCAGGCCAAUCAGUGUUUCAACCUUAAUCUCACGUUACUUCCCAUUGACACAACUCUCAGAUGUGACCCUGGCGUGAACGUAUGAUAACAUGGACGAUAACCUCAGUGUUGCUGGAUCACAAGACCAGUAUUUACUGGUGCGUCACGACCACUCCGCAAGACUGAGAUUAUGAUUGAGUAAUUGUGACGUAGUGAGAGGCUUCAUUACGUAGUGAGAGGCUUCAUUACGUAGUGAGAGGCUCUUUUACGUAGUGAAAGGCUCCGUGAUGCAGUGAGGUGCUCCUUAACGCAGUGAGAGGCUCUUUGACGAAGUGAAAGACUGACGUAGUGAGAGGUUCCAUAACGCAAUUAGAGGCUUUUUUACGUAGUGAGAGGCUCCAUAACGCAGUGAAAUUUUCUUUGGCGUAGUGAGAGGCUCUUUGAUGAAGUGAGAGGUUCCAUAACGCAGUGAGAGGCUCUUUGACGUAGUGAGAGGCUCUUUGAUGAAGUGAGAGGUUCCAUAACGCAGUGAGAGGCUCUUUGACGUAGUGAGAGGCUCUUUUGCGCAGUGGGAGGCUCUUUUGCGCAGUGGGAGGCUCUUUGAUGAAGUGAGAGGUUCCAUAACGCAGUGAGAGGCUCUUUGACGUAGUGAGAGGCUCUUUGACGAAGUGAGAGGCUCUUUGACGAAGUGAGAGGCUCCGUGACGCAGUGAAAGAUUCCGUGACGCAGUGAAAGAUUCCGAGAUGCAGUGAGAGGCUCCAUGGCGGGGUGAGAGACUACUUUUACGCGGCCUUGCAUACGCCGAGAGAUUAGAGACCAACAAUAGAUGGCGGUGUUCUUGAAACUGUGUCGCCAGCGUAGUCGAGUCAAGAUACUAGUGCCUUGCUAACGCUCGGGAGAAGACAUGGCGAUCAAUAUGUCAUGGACAGCAUGGGCGGAGGACCCAGUAGAAGCAGCAGCAUUAGGAGUCGCUCCCAAGUUGUCGGACAUGACGUGCAACGAGACUUGUUGCUCCUACAUCAACCAGGGCAACAAAACCUUCUGCUUCAGCGAUAUGGAUUUCCCCAGGAACCUCACGGACACACCAGGCUGGGAGCUGGGUAUCAGGUGGACCUUCGUCACCCUGAUAGUGUCCGUGGCCGUGAUGGGUAACCUGUCCGUUAUCAUCAUCCUCAUGAAGAACCGCUUGUUGCUCAGGACCUCCGUCAACCACUUCAUCCUCAAUAUGUCCGUCGCUGACCUCAUCACUGCCAUCGCCGGGCCAAUACCCUUCACCGUGCGGGACACCAGUAACUUCUGGCCGCUGGGGGAAGCAUGGUGCUACCUAGAGGGCUUUAUACAGAUGUUGGUGAUGCUGGUGAGUGUGACGUCACUGGCCACCAUCAGUUGUGACCGCAUGGUGGGUGUGGUGUAUCCCUUCCACCAGCACUUCAAGUACUGGCAGUCGGCCGCCAUCAUCUUGGCCAUCUGGAUCAUGUCAGCGGCCAUUGCUGUUCCUUUUGGUCUCUACAGGGUGUACACGGUACACAGGUGGAAAGACUUAACGGAGCGGACGUGUGAAGAGAGUGAGAUGAUCCUCACUUGGUGGAUUGUGGUGGUGGUCGCCCUCAACAUUCUGCCCCUCACCAUCAUGGUAAUCUCCUACUCCAUCAUCUUCGUCAACUUCAGCAAAUACACCAACAGGGUCAGAGGACGAGAGCACCCGGCCAUCCUGCAUCUGAAGAAGAGGGUAGUAAGGAUGAUGUUCGUGAUAGUGAUCCUCUUCAUCGUGUGUUGGAUGCCCUUCCAGGUCACCCAGUUGGCCCGAGACCACUUCAUCAACCAACAAGGCGCCCUCAAACCCGAGCUCCAGAAGACGUACAACAAUCUCCUGACGGCGUCGCAGUACAUGAUCUACGUCAACCCUGCUGUUAACUGCAUCGUGUACGCCCUCAUGCACCAGACAUUCAGGAGAGCCUUUAGGGUCACUUUCCCCUGGAUCUUCAAGAGAAAGUCGCUGUUUGUGUUGACUCCUGGCCAAGGGAAUCGUGGCUUCAUGUGGUCAGUGCGGUCUACACAACACAACGGACGCCCCAGAGCUGCUUCUCCCAGUAGACGAUCUUUGUUCAAAUUUCGUCGUCGUCAAGCCAUACGUGAGAGACCCACCACCCGGGCCGAGGAAGAGGACGUGAUCCAGGGGACGCAGCAGCCACAAGAGAGGUUGACCAUGGCUGGAGGACCUGGCAGGAGGACUGACGAAGAAUAUGUCAAAGAUUUACCCAGUAAGAAGACCUCUAUUAUGAGCCAAGGAGCUCUAGGUCACCUCAUCACCCAAGUCAUAGAGGAGGAAAGCACUAGUGACCUAGAUUCAGAAAGAGUCUUGUGAGAGGUCAAGAAGCACCAGUGACCUUAACUCACAGAGAAUCUUGUGAGACUUAAGGUAAAUUCAAACAGUGUCAUGAGCUUAUGAUUAACUGUCUCGACCACUACAAUAUACUGUACUGUACUGUACUGUACUGUACUGUACUGAAAAUGUGCUAUUCUUUUUUCUACAACAUGAAUAUGUAAACAUAUAUCAUUCUAUUGUAUAUAUUACUAUUAUGAAUUGUUUGGUGAUUAGAUUCUCUUGUUGUUUGGCCUCAGUUCAAGUUUAAGGGAAAUCUGGAUGUUGUUUUGAGUUGUUGAAUACGUAAACAAGGCCACCUUGUUUAUUGUAUAUAGUAUAGUUGUAGGGGUUGAUUAUUAUGUAUAUAAAACGUAAUUUUGCAUGAUGUGAGUUCACUAGAUGUUAUGUUUAUACUGAAUAUUAAUGUUUUAUUCAUUUAUAUUUCACCUUUUGUUUAUAAGUUGAAGUAGACUACAAUUGUUGGCGGUGCUGUGCGGUUUUGUUGAUCUAACAAAAAUACAAUGAGUGUUUACUAUAUUUUUUUAUAUAUUCACAAUCGAUCAACCAAAUAUGUUAUGACUAUUUUACACUAAAUAUUUACAAUAAAGUGUAGUCGCAA
Molecule: messenger RNA, 3072 nt
Organism: Homarus americanus (American lobster)
Lineage: Eukaryota; Metazoa; Arthropoda; Malacostraca; Decapoda; Nephropidae
Product: substance-K receptor-like
Exons: 8
Coding region: 993-2453 (486 amino acids)
Biological process (GO): G protein-coupled receptor signaling pathway
Cellular component (GO): membrane
Molecular function (GO): G protein-coupled receptor activity
Source: RefSeq, a predicted model, not a curated record